AUGCAUCCUGACGAAUCCCCUGGUAGGCAUUUGGUGCACAGCCAUGCUACUGAGGGCGAUGUGCCCGGUACCGUGAAUUUGAAGGCGGCCGAGGGCGAUGACACUGCCUAUGGGCAGGCCCUUUUCCCCGUCCCUGCGAAUGAUCCAAACGACCCUCUCCAAUGGCCCUCGUCCAAGAAGCUCGCCAUCCUAAUCACCUGCUCUCUAUACUCGUUUCUCUCGAACUCGGCGUUGCUUGGGCCUUCGGUCUAUCUAGGCAUAUAUGCUGAAGAGUUUGGCAUAACACCAAAUAAAGCCGCCGGUCUUAUCAACUAUCCUAACCUGGCUUUUGGUUUUGGGUCCCUUAUUUUGGUCCCACUCUAUCACAAGAUCGGGCGUCGACCCGUUAUGCUUCUCUCUCUCGUCUGCUACUGCGCUGGCCUCAUCGCGGCCUCCCAAGCCACGACCUACGCUGGGUUGAUGGCUGCUCGUGUUGUUCAUGCUUUAGGCUCCGGAGUCUGCGAAGCUUUACCCGUGCAGCUUGUCAAUGACAUUUUCUUCCUGCACGAACGCGGAACCCGCCUCGGCAUCUACACCGUGUGCCUUUGCUUAGGCUCAACAGGCCCGCUCUAUGCAGGCUAUAUGCUGGCGGGUGGUUACGAGUGGCGCCUAUUUUUCUACGUCGAAUUUGCCUUCGCCGCAGCCCUCUUGAUCUUCGCCUUCUUCGUGGUGGAGGAGACCACGUACCAUCGCAAAACUCCCCAGGAUUCGUCGUCCUCCGAUUCGCAAACAGGACAGAUGGUGGAAGACAAACCAGCCGCCAUCGUGACCGAGGAUGUUUCCGAAAUCCCUCCACGAAAGACUUUCAUCCAAACCCUCAAGUUCUGGGGCACAUGGGAGAAGGACUCGCCGUUUUUCGUCAUGAUGAUCCGCGCAUUUUCUUACUUCCUCAUCCCUCACGUCCUCUGGGUUGUAACAACCUACGGUAUCUACAUCGGCCUUGGUGCCCUAACCUUCAACUUCACCUUUCCUCUUAAGAUCACCGCUCCGCCCUACAACUGGUCUCAACUCAACUCUGGCCUCAUUACCAUCUCUACCGUCAUCGGUUAUGGGCUCGCCUUCCUCUUCACAUCUUCCUCUGAUCGCUUAGCCGCUCGCCUCACACGCCGCAACAACGGUAUCCGCGAAGCAGAGAUGCGACUGGGCGUAAUGCUCCCGGCCAUGCUUCUCGCUCCAGCGGGACUCAUCCUCUACGGCUUUAGUGCCCAACGCAACCUGCAUUGGAUCGGCUAUUUCAUCGGAGUGGCCAUGAAUCAGUUCGCCAGCUACUUCUACUUCACGUUUACUUUAGCCUACGCCAUCGACAGCUACAACUCCAACAUCAGUGAGAUGCUCAUCGCUAUGAACCUUGGUAAGCAGGCGAUUAGCUUCGGCAUGGGUAUCAACUUGUUGGAGUGGAUCUUGCAGCAUGGCUAUGUUGUUAUGAUAUCGGGCGUGUUUUGCGGGAUCGUGCUUGCAAAUAACUUGGCCGUGAUUCCAUUUAUGCUUUUUGGAAAGAGGAUUCGCAAAUUUAUGCACUCGACAUUCUUGGCCAGGAUGCACCGGGAAAGCAUUCGCGAGAUUGCCACGCACUAA
Scedosporium apiospermum is the source of this 1614-nucleotide messenger RNA. RefSeq lists its product as uncharacterized. The transcript has 6 exons. The coding region runs from base 1 to 1614 and encodes 537 amino acids. The record is from RefSeq and is a predicted model, not a curated record. Gene Ontology annotation, biological process: transmembrane transport. Gene Ontology annotation, molecular function: transmembrane transporter activity. NCBI's taxonomy places the organism in Eukaryota, Fungi, Ascomycota, Sordariomycetes, Microascales, Microascaceae.